This is a messenger RNA of Monodelphis domestica (gray short-tailed opossum), 4161 nucleotides long. RefSeq names its product kelch like family member 4 (gene KLHL4). NCBI's taxonomy places the organism in Eukaryota, Metazoa, Chordata, Mammalia, Didelphimorphia, Didelphidae. Gene Ontology annotation, molecular function: protein binding. The record is from RefSeq and is a predicted model, not a curated record.
GCAGCAUCAGCAGCAGCCUGGCCUUAGCUCCAAGUGGAUGCAGCUGAGCACCAGAGGCGGGCUGGGGGGAGGGGGGAGAGGAAGGAAAGGAGAGAGAGAGGGAGGGAGGGAGCGAGCGAGCGAACGAGCGAGGGAGGAAAGGAAGGCGCUUGCUCCAGGCACUUGGGCUCUCGUAGCUUGUUCCGAAGAGGCAGAGAAAAGAGAGAUAACAAAGGCUCCAUUUCCUCUCCGGGAGGGAGAGUCGGCUUUGGUCUCUCUCCCUCCCUCCCUCUCCACCCCCUGCAAAGAUGUCAGUGUCGGGCAAGAAAGAGUUUGACGUGAAGCAGAUCCUGCGGCUCCGCUGGAGGUGGUUCAGUCACCCUUCGCCAGGCGCCCCCGGGCCCGGAGGCUGCCUGCAGCAGGAAGGAUAUGAGCACAGAGGGACCUCGGGGCAGAGCCGGCUGAAGAGCCACUCGCGGGACAGGGGCAACGGGCUGAAGAAAAGCAGCGCCAACAGUCCUGGCCACCAGAACAUCCUGGCCCCGGUGCCAGGACCAACCCCUGCCCAUCAGAGAGCCAUUCAAACGUGGCAUCAGCAGAACCUAAUCGAACAUUUCCGAGCCAAUGAGGACAUUCCGAAAGCAAGCCCGGAGGAGAAUCUGGUCAAAGAAGGGUCAGAGGAAAACCCCCCGGAUUUGCAGAUGAUUACUGACGAGAACGCCGAGGACUCUUCGGAGAGUUUGCCUGUGAAUAACUAUUCAGCCUUAGAAAUGAGUGCUGGUAGAUCUGAGGAAUAUUUCCAUUCCACCAAUCAUGCAGAGCAGACUAUCCGCAAAAUGGAAAACUACCUCCAGCAUAAACAACUUUGUGAUGUGUUCCUUAUUGCUGGACAACACAAGAUUCCAGCCCACAGGCUUGUGCUGAGUGCUGCAUCAGACUAUUUUGCUGCAAUGUUUACUAAUGAUGUGCUGGAAGCCAAACAAGAGGAGAUCAAGAUGGAGGGAAUAGACCCAGAUGCGCUCAAAGCUUUGGUGCGCUAUGCUUACACAGGUGUGUUAGAAUUGAAGGAAGACACCAUAGAAAAUCUACUGUCUGCAGCCUGUCUCCUCCAACUUUCUCAAGUCAUUGAAGUAUGCUGCAAUUUCCUUAUCAAGCAGCUCCAUCCCUCUAACUGCUUGGGAAUCCGUUCAUUUGGUGAUGCACAGGGAUGUCUGAAUCUCCUGAAGGUGGCACACAACUAUACGAUGGAACACUUUGUAGAGGUGACAAACAACCAGGAAUUUCUCCUACUUCCAGCGAAUGAAAUUGCAAAACUCCUGUCUAGUGAUGACAUUAAUGUACCAGAUGAAGAAGCUAUAUUUCAAGCUUUAAUGAUAUGGGUACAGCAUGAUUUUCAGAACAGACAAGAAGACCUGGGAAUGCUUCUAUCUUUAAUUAGGCUGCCAUUACUUCCACCACAGCUGCUGGCCGACCUUGAGAACAAUUCUAUGUUCGUGCAAAACCUGGAAUGUCAAAAGCUCCUGAUGGAAGCUAUGAAGUAUCAUCUCUUGCCAGAGAGAAGGUCCAUGAUGCAGAGUCCUCGCACCAAGCCACGGAAAUCUACAGUCGGGGCCCUAUAUGCAGUGGGAGGCAUGGAUGCAACCAAAGGCACCACCACCAUUGAAAAAUAUGAUCUUCGUACAAAUAGUUGGAUACAGGUUGCGACCAUGAAUGGCCGCCGGCUUCAGUUUGGAGUAGCGGUCAUUGACAACAAGCUCUACAUUGUGGGUGGAAGAGAUGGUCUAAAAACUUCUAACACUGUGGAAUGUUUUAAUCCGGUGUCCAAAAUCUGGUCCAUCAUGCCUCCUAUGUCAACUCAUAGACAUGGUUUGGGGGUGGCCAUGCUUGAAGGACCCAUGUAUGCUGUUGGUGGCCAUGAUGGAUGGAGUUAUCUUAACACUGUAGAAAGAUGGGACCCUCAGGCACGGCAGUGGAAUUACGUUGCUAGCAUGUCCACUCCUCGGAGCACAGUAGGAGUCGCAGCAUUGAACAGCAAAUUAUAUGCUGUGGGUGGACGAGACGGAAGCUCAUGUUUAAAGUCUAUGGAGUGUUUUGAUCCUCACACCAACAAAUGGAGUAUAUGUGCCUCGAUGUCCAAAAGGCGUGGCGGUGUAGGAGUUGCAACAUACAAUGGAUUGUUAUAUGCUGUUGGAGGACAUGAUGCCCCUGCAUCCAACCACUGCUCCAGGCUCUCUGACUGUGUGGAAAGGUAUGACCCCAAAACAGAUGCAUGGACAACAGUAGCACCUUUAAGUGUCCCUCGUGAUGCCGUUGGUGUCUGCCCUCUUGGAGAUCGCUUGUAUGCAGUGGGAGGAUAUGAUGGACAUUCGUAUUUGAACACAGUCGAGUCAUAUGAUGCACAGAAUAAUGAAUGGACAGAGGAAGUUCCUGUUAAUAUCGGAAGAGCGGGAGCUUGCGUGGUGGUUGUGAAACUGCCCUAAGGAGAUCCAGAAAACAGAAAAGCGAACCAAACAGAAUAGGAGGAGAUGGGGAAGAAACUGAACACAUUUGAAGUAGCAGCUGGGCUUAUUUGGACCUAGCUACUAAAUGGCCAAUUCUAUCAAACUCGGUAUACAAUGUAAAGCUAAAUUUAGGGUUUCUUUAUUUUCCAUGCAGUAAUUACACAUGACAGCCAUCUAAAGGCGUUGUCACAGUUGAUUCAUAUAAAACACCAUCCAACAAACUAUGUUUUAUUCUUCUAAAUUAAAAAUGCUCAGUGUUUAACAAAACUUGGUAAUAGCCAAAACUGGACGUUAUGACUUAAAACAAAAUUGAGGAAGGAGUCUCAGGACCUGCUUUCAAAUCCUGGAAUUGCCUCUUACUAUCUAUAUCGCCUUGGGCAAGUAACUUAAUCUCUCUGGCCCUCAGUUUACUUAAAUUUAAAAUAAAGAGGUUGGACUCCAUGACUAUAAAAUCCCAUCCAGGUCUGAAUCUGUGACCCUGUGGCUCCAUUGAUGGUCUCUAAGAUCUCACCCAUUUUAGUAUCCUUCCUUCAGUCAUACCUACAAGAGGGUUUAAGAUGUUUUCCAAAUCCCCACAGCUUUCCAUUUUAAAAGACUUUCAGAACUGGCAAAUGCUGUGGAAUUGUCCCUUGCUAAAAAAUAAAUGAAAAAAAAAACCACAAUGGUUCUCUGAGUAUCUAAAAAUAUUAUGAUAGAACAUCAGAGUGAACAUCUGAACCUCUAAAGUAAGAACUUUAAAAUCCCGUCUAAAUUUCAGCAAGGCAUUCUUUUCUUAUUCUAGUGAUGUCUCCAAGAAAUACUAAAAUUAGUUUGUUGACCCAAAUUGCUGUUGUGCUGAUCACAGUAUGUUACCUUCUUCAUGAAAAUAGAGUUUUUCACUCACCAUCUGUUAGGACAUUCUCAUAAAUUGGACUUUGCUCAUAUUCAUUUAUGGGUGAGAUCUGGCAUUACAAAGUGGUUAGGGUCCUUUCCUAAACACAACUCACACAUUGGAAAAAAAUCCAGCAUUUAUCACAUUGAUACAAAGUGUGGCUUCAGCUUCAAAGCACCAUCUGCCACCAACAGACAGUGAAUAAUGGGCUCCUCAGACAUGCCUGGGAACUCAGUGAUAAUCAACCAUUAACUGAGUGUGUUUACUAAAAUCAGUAAAGGAAUAAAACUGAAAAGAUCCAAAUUCAAGAUCGAGAUAGGCUUCAUAGAAGGUUGGUGAUCACUUGGAAACAGCACAGAGUUCAAUGUGCAUGAUUGUUCCUACAGCUUUCUUUCACAUGUUAAGUUACAUGAAGUUGUUUUUCGUUGUUGUUCUUGCUAAUUUCUGUCUUGUAAGGUUCCAAUAGGAAAUGUUUAGAAUGUACGUCUAGUUGAACAUAAAAGUGUAGUUGGGUAGUGACUAUUUUCGCUUUAAAAUCUAACUUUCAUUUAGCUAUGAAUUGAUUCAUGAGAGACCAUUGAAAAAGUCUCUUUCUGACAGCUUUUCAGAUAGUAAAACUAGAUUUCAUUUUUCACAUUGUGGAUACACGUUGCUUUCGAUAGACUUUUUACUGUUGGUUGUGAAAAAACUUUGAAGAAUCUCCACAGAAUGAUAUAGAGAAUGUACUCAUUAUUGUUGCAAUGAAAUCGGCACAAUAUGCUAUUUGUAGUUUGGUAUGUGGAGUUCAAAUAAAUUUGGCUUUCUCUGAAA